CGAAAAACGGUACGAAACGGUACGCAAACUAAUGCCACGAAAAUAUGUAUGCGAUUGGAUUGGCUGCGGAAAGCCAUUCUCGCAGAGAGCAAACCUCGAGAUCCAUAUACGCAGUCAACACACCAAAGAAACGCCGUUCACUUGCGAAGACUGUGGCAAAGUAUUUACGAAUAAGUCGUGUCUGAAAAGUCAUACGGCUUUACAUUCGUCGGACAUGAAGUUUAUAUGCAAACAUGUCGGCUGCGGCUACAAAACUCGUACACCGCAAGCUCUAUACCGUCACCAACUAACUCAUCGACCGAAGCGGCCAACGAUUAUUGGCGAACAACGCCGAAAACGGAUCAACAAAUUGAAUUAUUCGUGCGAAGUGGUCGGCUGUACGAAACAAUUUCAACGACACGAACAACUGGUAGCACACAUACGCAACCGACAUACCAAUGAACGGCCGUUUCGGUGCGAUCUGUGCGACACCCGAUUCGUUAUUGAACGCUAUGUCGACAUACAUAAGCGUACGGUUCAUUCGGACGCACCGCUGAUGAAGUGUACGCUGGAUGGCUGUGCCUAUGAAACGCGUUUUCAAUCCAGACUCGACCAACAUCUMCGMAGACACGACGGCAAUCCGGAAUUUGUUUGUCCCAAUCACGGCUGCGGUAAACAGUUUUAUACAAAACGAUCGCUUAAUUUGCAUCUGCAGUCCCAUUCGGAUGAGCGUCCAUUUCCGUGCAAUUGGCCCGGUUGUGACAAACGAUUCAAAAAUAAUCAACAAUUAAAAGUACAUUUGGAACGACAUUCGGGUGUCCGAUCCUAUCGGUGUUCACUACCCGGCUGUGACAAGUCCUAUACAACACAUAAAGGUCUGGAACAACAUAGCCGAUCGCAUAGUAUACCCUAUCAGUGUACGUGGCCGGCGUGUGAGGCCAGGUUUCAAAAUUCAAGUAAACUCAAGGAUCAUAUGAACGGACAUCAGGGUAUCAAACCAUUCAAUUGUCAUUUUCAGGGAUGCGAUGUCAGCUAUAGUAGUAAAGAUUCGUUGAGAAUGCAUUGGAGACAAACACAUAAAUAUAUUAAAACUUACCAUGAUAAAACAUAG
Oppia nitens is the source of this 1090-nucleotide messenger RNA. RefSeq names its product oocyte zinc finger protein XlCOF8.4-like. Gene Ontology annotation, cellular component: nucleus. Gene Ontology annotation, molecular function: RNA polymerase II cis-regulatory region sequence-specific DNA binding; DNA-binding transcription factor activity, RNA polymerase II-specific. The coding region runs from base 32 to 1090 and encodes 352 amino acids. Lineage: Eukaryota; Metazoa; Arthropoda; Arachnida; Sarcoptiformes; Oppiidae. Gene Ontology annotation, biological process: regulation of transcription by RNA polymerase II. The transcript has a single exon. The record is from RefSeq and is a predicted model, not a curated record.